Messenger RNA from Neolamprologus brichardi, 4888 nucleotides. Lineage: Eukaryota; Metazoa; Chordata; Actinopteri; Cichliformes; Cichlidae. The record is from RefSeq and is a predicted model, not a curated record.
CAUGUCUGCGAUAGCAUUAUGUGAAAGAGUCUAUGCUGUUUGCUGUGACGUGGGUGGAAGGAAACAGAGAAGGGAGGAGAGGAGUGAAUGCAGAGAAAGGCUGAGUAAGAUUUGAAAAAUAUGAGUGUGGCUGGAGCUGUUCGUCUGCUGGUAUCAUUCAUUUUCUUUUUCCUGAAAGAUGGUGACAUCACCCAUUGGUUUCUGGGCUCAGUGGACUUCAGUAUCCCGAUGCUCUGCUGGAUCCAGUCGAAAGAGCAUUAAUCUCCCCACAGGUUUGGAGGAAAUGCUGAUGUUGAGUGGAUACCCCCCGCAGAGGUGGUUUGAGUCCUCGCAAUCAUAGAUCCGUCAUCAAGGGAAUAGCUUUCAUCAUGACAACUGCCUACCUCGAGACUGCGCUCCUUGACCCCUCCUGUGGAGGGUGUAAUUACUGAGGGAGGGGCAGCGAGACUGAGAUAAGCUUUCCUGUGAAGAUAGAAAUCAUCCAAACCAUGUAGUGUUCCUUUCUCCAAGGAAUGGGGGAGGGUCUACAUUUGAGUCUGAUCUUUUUUCAUUUAUUUCUGCUUAUGUAAUUAGUGGAAGAGAUUUUGUGAUUGAUUAUAGUGUAUGUGGGCGUGGACGGUGAGGAGAAAGUGACAGACAGAAAGAGAGAGAAAGAAGGAAAGAGAUGGUCCUCCACAUCACCCCGUAUUCCAGUGCCUGUCUGCACUUCUUGGAUGGCUUGUCGUGGAGCCUGGUGUUUCCCUGCUACUGGUUCCUGGACCGGCUCCUGGCGUCCUGUGUGGCCACCUCGCUGGAGAAGCGACAGCGCUCCCAGGAUCCCUGCUCCUUCCUCACGUUAUGCGUGCUGAUCGCCGCACCCCUUUACCUGCUCCUCCUCCUCGCCUCCUUGCCCUUUGCUCUGCUGGGCUUCAUCAUCUGGGCUCCCCUGCAGGCAAUCCGCCAGCCCUACCUGUACACCUACUGCAGGCCAGACAAACACCAGGCUGAACAAGGUCAAGCAGGUGCUGGGAUUGGGGAAUGGAGGCCACAAGGCAGAAGCUUCUGUUUCUGCAGUGCCAAUGUUUGCCUUCUGCCUGACUCCCUAGCAAGGUUUAACAACCUGUCAGACACCCACCGGAGAGCACGGGAGGUAGGGAAGAGGAUCCGCAAUGGUGCCAGCCGACCUCAGAUUAAAAUCUACAUUGACUCACCUACCAACACUUCUAUCAGUGCGGCGUCCUUCAGCAGCCUUGCCACAGGUUUCCGCCGUACCUCAUCGUUGGACCAACGUCCAGACCAAACACACACAACCAAUGGCCCAGCCGACACCGAAACUGAACCUGCCACCGAGUGCCCGAUUCACCCCUCAGGUGCCACUGACUGCCCCGUUCACCCCUCUGUGAAUGACCAGGGCUCUGCUGAAUGCCCUGUGCACCCUGAUGGGGCAGACACUACAGCAGAAUGCCCUCUCCACCAAGGGGGGGCUAAAAGCAGCUCAGACUGUCCCAUUCACACCUCAGGGGAGGCUCCAGACUGCCCCGUGCAUUCCACAGUAGCUCAGAGUGCUCCUGGUCAUCAUGACUGUCCCAUGCAUGGGGAUGGGACCCAGCCAAAACCCGCAACAGACUGUCCGCUUCACACCUCAGGGGUUCAAAUUAGCAUCAGCGCUCCAGAGCCGGACCCCCAGGAAGAGGAGGCGGAGACAGGGAACCACCGGCCUGGAGAGCACGGAGGGGCAGACACGGGCAGCAUGACUGCUUCUCGUGAGUCCCUUGCUCGUUACCAUGGAAGUGAUGGCGGGAUAGGGAUAUCCUCCAACAAUACUCUCUCUCAUGUCCCACGCACAUCAAUAUUCAAGCGCCCUGGUCGAAAACGCCGCCACGGAGAUGAAACAUUCGACCAUGAGAUCUCUGCCUUUUUCCCUGCCAACUUGGAUUUCCUGGCUCUACAGGAGGUAUUUGACCAUGGAUCGACUACUAGACUACGGCGCCAGCUGCAUCGCUAUUUUCCCUACGUCCUGAGCGAUGUUGGGCGGUAUGGCUGGAAAGGCUGCUGCUCCAGGUUCAAAUUCCUGAACAGUGGGCUCAUGCUGGCAAGCCGCUACCCAAUCCUGGAUGCACGAUACGAGUGCUACCCCAAUGGCAGAGGGGAAGAUGCACUGGCGGCCAAGGGGGCGCUGUUUGCCAAGGUUCACGUGGGCACCUCACACCAAGAGCAGAGGGUGGUGGGAUACGUCACAUGUACGCAUCUCCACGCCAUAGAAGGUGAUGCAUCAGUACGGUGUGAGCAGCUGGACCGGUUGCUUCAGUGGGGGGCUGAGUUUCGCCAGUCAUCAUCCAUACCACUGGAAGGAGAGAAGGUGCUGGAAGACCUGGUGGCCUUCGACGUCAUCCUGGGAGACCUCAACUUUGACAACUGCUCUUCAGAGGACAAGCUGGAGCAGCAGCACGCACUUUUUACUCAAUACAAGGACCCAUGUCGCCUGGGGCCAGGGGAGGACAAACCAUGGGCUCUGGGUACUCUGCUGGAUCCCAGUGGCCUUUAUGAUGAAGAUGUCAGUUCACCGGAAAGUUUACAAAAACUUAUGGAGAACGAAGAGGGAAGGAAGGAGUACCUGGUGUUUCCUCCCAGUAAGAGCCAGUGUCCCGCCAGCAGUCAGAAGGGAAGGAAAAUCCCGCUGAAGGGCAACGGACGCCGUAUUGACUACAUCCUUUACAGCGACGAGGGCCUCCAACAGGACUGGAAACUGGAAAUCGAGGAGUUCAGCUUCGUCACCCAGCUGGCCGGCCUCACCGACCACCUGUCUGUGGCCAUGCGCUUGGCUGUUUCCACUGGGGAAGAGGAGCCUUAGACUCAUCACCUGAGCUUUUUAUUUAAAUACUGCCAUGGAGAAGAGCAGACAGCCAGGAUGAGAAGAAGAUGUUACAGAUAUGGAGGUGCUCGAGGAAAGAUUGAUGGGGCAGCAAAUAGAUGGAUGAAUGAACGAAGGAGGAUUAAUGAAGGUAGAGAAGAGGACCACCUGAGGGGAGAGAGACUCUGAGAGACUCUGAUAAGCAGGGGGAUUCAGUUUAGGAAACCAGAAAGAUUUUCAUCUUCCUGGGUAAAUCACCCACUCAGUCACACACAUUAAAUACAGCACCACCCACAAGAGAUCGACUUCUCGACUGUUGAGUAUCGCCUGGCCUCUCCUCCAACGCUCCCUCUGGAACUGAGUCCAAAGGGUUUUAUUUUCAGUGAAUGGUUUCAUGUAGCCAAUAAACACACUCCUUUUAUCAGAUCUGUUUUAGCCGUAGUGUUAGUAGGAUUUCUUUUUUUAAUUAUAAUUAUUGUUAUUAUUAUUCUACCUUCAGGGACAGAAGGGACAAACACAUUAUUGGAGAGAAGCGUACAGCUACAGACUGGCCUUUACACUGACCGUCUGUGUCUUUGUGUCGUGUUCCUUGCUGAAAGGCUCUUGGUCAGUUAUUCACCUUACUGCUCUCACAGUCAGUCCCAGGAACCUCAACAAGUGUCUUUUCUUUUCUAAAAACAACAACAAGUCUUUCUAAAAGGAUGAAAUCAAUGUACAAUUUCUAUUGUGGCCGCACCAAUUUUUAUAAGGAGUUGAAAUGCCUGUUUAAUAUUAUAUGGUAUGUUUCUAUAAAGAGGUGUUGUUUAAAGGGACAUGAAACUGGAGAGAAAACGUUGUCGGUUGAAUGCGACGCGACGCUGCAGCAUGUUUGGUGAAACCAUUGGUGAAGCUUUGCUGAUGCAUGAUGGGAAAUGGUGUUAGUUUACAACAUUCAUAUAAAGGCUUGACACAUACUUAUACGUGUCUGAAUGCCUCAAGGGGCAUUUUGGCUCUCAAACACAUACCUGUGUGGCAUUUGUGCAUGCUAAUGCUAAUAACACACGUACAGAGGAUUUACCGAAUGCAGGCACACAGCUACACACAUGACAUAAGGAGGGCUUUCAGUGGAUGUAUCAAACCCUCUGGCAGCCAAAUUGGACCUCUUCACGUGUCCGACACGAAACAUGGCGAUCUUUUUGAGAGACUAGUUAUUGUCAACUUGUUAGCAAACAAACGGUAGUAGCUGGUUGGCAAACCAUCACUUUAUUGUGAGCGCAUCUGUUUGGUUCACUCGGUAAAUUCCAGCAUGAAGCCCAGUUAUUAGCACAGCAAGUUGUCCAGUGGAUUAUUACGUUGACAGCCAUAUUGCGACGCAACUGCAAAACCUCAUUGUUCUGUAACAUUUUAAACACCUACAGGCUGUGCAAUAUGCCACGUAAACUCAAUAUAAAGUUCAAAACAGUCCCAAAGAUUAGCACAGACCGACCAGGAAGACACAGAAUUCAGAUUUUAUUGCAUCAAACGCUUCUUUUUUUCACUUUUUUCACAAAUACCUUUAAAUAACAGAAACUAUCCUUGGUUUUGUUACAAUGUAUCCAAUAUUUUCAAAAAGCAGGACAUGUUCUGGUUUGUUGUUGUUGUUGUUGUUUGUUUUUAUCGCAGCACAAAUUCCUGGGAAUGAUUUGCCAGUAAAUGUUCUAUAAUUACCUGGAUUUCAUUUUUCUUUUUAAAAGUGUCGAAGUGAAAAAACAAAACGUAACUGAAGGCGUGUUCAGACUGGAAGCCCAUGUGAGACUUUUUCUCUUUAAUGAAAAAACAAAAAAUCCCAAGUUGUUUGUGCAAAUUCAGUCAAAUUCCCACCAACUGCUUUGCCUUCAGCCUAAAUGCACCUUCAGAUUUCUGCUGUACUGUGUUACAAUGUGGAGAAACUGGCUGGACAAUUUUGAAAUACUAAAUCAUUAUAAAGCCAUUACACCAACUCUCUGUGUGUAACAGAGCCAAACAGACCAUGGUAUCAAACAGGAGCUGGAACUCUGAGAAGUGUUUAGAGACAUGUGCUUACUCAAACUGUCCUUAAAU